AUGUUUACAGGAAAAUUAUAUGCAUCUCUCGGUAAGCGAGGAGGAAGAAUCGUUGGAAGUGAUCUUCAGAGUGGUUCCGCAUCGUUCAGAGUACGCGCCCUGAUGCCGGUCGCGGAGAGCUUCAAGUUCGCCAUAGAACUGAGGACCCAUACCUCGGGGCUGGCAGCGCCACAAAUGAUGUUCAGUCAUUGGGAGAUAAUCGAUAUUGAUCCAUUCUGGAGGCCGCGGACCGAAGAAGAAUAUCUUCACUGGGGAGAGAAAUGGGACGGAGUUAACAGGGCGAAGGCUUAUAUGGACUCUGUAAGAACUAGAAAGGGACUUGCUACCGACAAACAACUUGUACAACACGCUGAGAAACAAAGGACUUUGUCUAAAAAGAAAUAA
This is a messenger RNA of Danaus chrysippus (African queen), 384 nucleotides long. The record is from the annotation of a GenBank genome assembly. NCBI's taxonomy places the organism in Eukaryota, Metazoa, Arthropoda, Insecta, Lepidoptera, Nymphalidae.